AGAGUCGUCGAUUCCCUGCGCUCCGGAAACGACAAACCGACCAUAAUUGGAGCGCUCACAGCCGACAAAACGAUGAAGCUAACCGACAAGAUCGCAAACCAUGACACCCGUCACCCAUUCUACACUUUUGAGUUCUUUCCCCCACGAACAGAUCAGGGUUUUGAGAACCUACUUUCGCGUAUCUCCCGCCUUCAAACAUACAAACCGCUUGCCGUCAGCAUAACAUGGGGUGCGGGAGGAUCUACAAAGGACCGGAGCCUUGAUCUUGCGGGGAUCACACAGGCAGACUAUGGCAUCGACACCGUUCUCCACCUCACAUGCACCAACAUGGUCCCAGGUCUUGUGGACGACAUCCUUAAGGCUGCCAAAGAAAGGGGCAUCCAGAAUAUCCUUGCUCUACGCGGAGAUCCACCCCGAGGUGCCGAGCAGUGGACGCCUACUGACCCCCGCUUCAAAUGCGCCAUCGACCUUGUCUCGCAUAUCCGGUCUACCCCUGAGUUUGCAUCACACUUUUGCGUUGGUGUUGCCGCUUAUCCAGAAGGCCACCCUGACCAUGAUCCGGCUGACGGUGAUCCCAGCGAACGAGAGAUAGAUGUACUGAAAGAGAAAGUUGACGCUGGCGCUGAAUUCGUCGUCACGCAACUGUUCUAUGAUACUAGCAAAUUUUUGACGUGGAUUAACAAAGUGCGGGAAAGAGGUAUUAUUGUCCCCAUUAUACCUGGGGUUAUGCCCAUACAAACCUAUGACUCGUUUGGACGGGUUGUUAAGCUAUGUGGCGUCAAAAUCCCCCCUGCACUAAAAGCUGACUUGGAGCCCAUCCGUCACAAUGACCAGCUCGUAAAAGACUAUGGAGUCCAGCUGACAAUCGACACUAUUCGCCGGAUCACGUCUCCCGACGCGACUCCCAAUGGUCCUGCUGUACCAGGUGUCCACUUUUGCACUUUGAAUCUUGAGAAGAGUGUUCAGUUGGUCCUCGAGCGUUUGCAGUGGACAGAUGCUAGCCCUAGAAUUAAGAACAGAUUGAUUGCUGAGACGGCUGGUCCCAUCAUUCAUGCUGAGGAGCCUUCGAGUGGACUUGUCGUAACUCCAAUCACUGCCACAGACUCUGCUACCACGGCUCUGUCUCACAAAGUCCCCGAAAAUGAACCUCACCGUGAAGGAGAUAGCGCUGCAACGUGGGACGACUUCCCCAACGGUCGCUUCGGUGAUGUCAAGAGUCCCGCCUUCGGUGCUGGUGAUCAAUGGGGAGGUCUUGGACUCUCGUUGCACACACCACCAUCAGAAUGGGGGAAACCAAAGGAGAUACGAGAUCUGACGAACAUGUUUUUGUCUUAUCUCAAAGAUUCUGUGCGGACCCCAACUACGCCCUUCUCCCGCUUUCCUCUAUCUCCAGAGUCCGAGACCAUCCUGUCUCACCUCGAAGUUCUCACUCAUAGAGGCUGGUGGACUGUGUGUUCUCAGCCUGCCGUGGACGGAGCACGCUCGGAAGACGAGGUAUUGGGCUGGGGUCCUCGGGGUGGGUAUGUGUACCAGAAAGGGUUUGUAGAAUUCUUCGUCCCAGAAGAGGACGUUGGCCCCAUCCAACAAGCUAUCGAAACGCAAGGCGAGGGCUUGAUACACUUCUUCGCAAGCAAUAAUGAGGCAGGAGAAGGCUUUUUGACCAAUGUCCCUGAAGAUGGUCGAAACGCUGUAACAUGGGGUAUGUUCCCUGGGCAGGAGAUUGCCCAAACAACUAUUAUCGAGCGAGAAUCUUUCUUGGCAUGGAAGGAGGAAGCUUUCUCGAUCUGGGAGGACUGGGCUUCUUUCUACCCCCCUGGGUCGCCAGAGCGGAAUUGUUUGGAGAGCAUACGGAAACGCUGGUGGCUACUGAGCAUCGUACAUCAUGACUACCGACGCCCUGAUGCACUGUGGAGUUUCCUUGAAGGGAUUGCCAGAACUAGUGCUAGGACGUCGGCAUAAGUGAUGCUUGGCGAAAUAUUACCGAACAUAUAUAGAACUUUUCUUGGCUUAUAUUACCUGACAAUGCCUGUACUUUUACAUAGCUCAAAGCUACGAUAAGG
Coniophora puteana RWD-64-598 SS2 is the source of this 2060-nucleotide messenger RNA. Its product is annotated as methylenetetrahydrofolate reduct. The coding region runs from base 73 to 1959 and encodes 628 amino acids. Gene Ontology annotation, cellular component: cytosol. The record is from RefSeq and is a predicted model, not a curated record. The transcript is spliced from 11 exons. Gene Ontology annotation, biological process: tetrahydrofolate interconversion. NCBI's taxonomy places the organism in Eukaryota, Fungi, Basidiomycota, Agaricomycetes, Boletales, Coniophoraceae. Gene Ontology annotation, molecular function: FAD binding; methylenetetrahydrofolate reductase [NAD(P)H] activity.